Messenger RNA from Magallana angulata, 2473 nucleotides. RefSeq lists its product as uncharacterized. The transcript has 4 exons. The record is from RefSeq and is a predicted model, not a curated record. NCBI's taxonomy places the organism in Eukaryota, Metazoa, Mollusca, Bivalvia, Ostreida, Ostreidae. Gene Ontology annotation, cellular component: plasma membrane. Gene Ontology annotation, biological process: iron ion transport. Gene Ontology annotation, molecular function: oxidoreductase activity; copper ion binding. The coding region runs from base 111 to 2219 and encodes 702 amino acids.
ACACAAUAAUGUCUUUAAUUUUCCCCUCCAAUAUAUAAACUGCUCCGUGGUAGAGGGGCCCUCUACCCUCGCCUAACCUCGACGGUCUAGACGUGCCUAACUUAUCAAAGAUGAGACUAUCCUUAACCAGUUGUGUUGUAUUAGUAAUUCUUGGUGGAGCUAUUGGGUUUCAAUGCGACCAAAACGCAACGAUAUGCAGAACUUCUUUGGAAAUCACCGAGAAACUAACCAUGUUUCACGAAACUGAAAAAGCCGUCUACGCGAAAAAUGGUUCUUUAUAUAGAUAUGACGUAACAGACAUCAACCUUGCCAGACCCGUGAACUCUGGUGAAGUUAUCGCGGGAGAUGGGUGGGAAAAGCAAAGAAUGGUGGUUGUUGCCAAUGGUACAUUACCAGGACCCCCUAUCGUUGCCUACAAAGGUCAGGUUCUAGUAAUUCGCGUCAAGAACUCGCUCCCGUCUGAUACCGUUUCUGUGCAUUGGUACGGGAUAGAGCAAAGAGGUACCCCUUAUAUGGACGGAGCAAGCUUCAUCACCCAAUGCCCCAUCAAUCCCGGCCAAACCUUCACGUACACAUUCAGAGUUGAUGAAAGUGGUACUUUCUGGUACCAUUCAAGCGCAGGCGCACAGAGAGGUAAGGGAUUGUAUGGGGCUUUGAUAGUUCUGGAUCGAGAGCCUCCGGCUAAUUUAGAUAAAGUCGAUGGCGACUUUGUUCUACAGAUACAGGACUGGAAUCAUGAUUACGAUGCUGAACAAGGUUAUAUGCUUUCUAAAGACGGGGUUUAUGAGAAUAGGAGCCAAAUCUUGACAACAAGAUUGCCAAGAGGACGAAACAAUUCUCUUUGGAACGCUCAUUCGUCAUUGAUCAAUGGAAACGGACGGUAUUAUGACCCUCAAACCGGGAAACACAACGAAGCACCUCUGCGGGAUUUCAAGGUUCAGGAAGGAAAAAGCUACAGAUUUCGCGUUAUAAACGCAGCCUCUGUUUACUCAUACAGAGUUUCAGUGGACGGGCACAAUAUAACCAUCAUUGCCUCUGACGGCAAAAUGGUCGUACCUGUCGAGGUAGAAUCGUUUUGGGUUCAUCCCGGAGAGAGAUUCGACUUUUUAUUAGAAGCCACUGCAAGAAAAGGAAAAUACUUGAUUCGUGGGGUUGCAGAAGAUGCCAUCAACCCGAUACCCGCCGAAGCUGUUUUGCAUUACUUCGGAGCACGACCAGAUGUUGAUAUAAACUCUGAAAGGUCUCAGUGUAACGAGACUGAGCCAUGUACAGUGUUAAAUUGUCCAUUUCAAUUUUAUCUAAAUAAUCCAAAACUUCGAUGUCUUGCCAUUGAAGAAUUAGUUUCGGAUAUAUCAAAUGCAAUUCCUGAGUACCAAGAAGGUCACUUCCAGGAGUUCUUUUUGAAUUUUGCUAUACCAGGAGCAGAAACCUAUCCCGCUACCGUUAAUAACAUCCAGUUUUUACAACCAACUGUUUCGGCUCUAUCCCAGCCUAACGAAAUCAUAAAGCCUUGCUCUAAAAGUGGCUGUAAAGGGAACGAAACAUGUACGUGUACAAAUAUCCUAGAUGUGAUUCAUAACAACACGGUCCAAUUCGUGUUCAUGAACAUGGGUAAAAGACAAACAUCGCACACUAUCAGCAUGCACGGACAUUCCUUCUAUGUUUUGAAAAUGGGAUUUGCUAAUUAUAACGAAACAACUGGCGAAUAUAUUUCACAGAAUGAAGAUAUAAAAUGCGAAGGAAAUGCUACCGAGGAUGAAGCCUUUUGCAACGAGCCAUCAUGGACUAAUCCCGAAUGGCGCAACGGAAACGUCUCGGGUUUGAAUCUUGUCGACCCCCCGCAGAAGGAUACCGUUGUAGUCCCGUACGGUGGGUAUGUUGUACUGCGUAUCAAGGCCGACAACCCUGGGUUUUGGAUUAUAAAAAGUAAUUCUCUCCCCGAGUCACUGAACGGAAUGGCCGUGCUCAUGAACGAAUCUUUCUCGUAUUUGCCAGAUGUUCCGAAAAAUUUCCCAACCUGCAGGAACUUUGAAGGCAUAGAUCCAGAUGUUCUUUGGACGACACCUGAACCUGUGACGACCACGCCCAUACCUACAACAACCGAGCCACCCACUUGCGUGACUUCCGGAGACUGCCAUCGUCACACCUGGAAUAACGACAACUGUCUACACAAGUGGGAGUGUAUCAACGGAAUCUGUCACUGCAAUUCUAGUACAUGAGUCCUCACUGUUAAGUCGCCGUACUGUUACUGUAUGCCGUGUAAAGAGACUAGAAAGUGCCUUCUUUUUACCCUCAUGUGUAAUGCAAUUGUAGCAUUUUACAAUCAACAGAUUUGAACAAUUAUAGGAUUAGGUUUUUGUUGUUUCUAUUUCUAGAAUUUAUAAUUAUCACCGUGACAUUAACAAAUGCCGGAUUUAUACAUUAAGUGAAACAAUGUAGCAUGUAUACAGUAAAGAUGACAUUAUCAUAUCAA